UUGUUCGUCGUAUGAUGUCUACCCCUCACUCACGGAAGAAGAUCUGCUACUAUUAUGACAGUGAUGUCGGUAACUACUAUUACGGCCAGGGCCACCCAAUGAAACCCCAUCGCAUUAGAAUGGCGCACAACUUAAUUUUAAAUUAUGGAAUGUAUCGGAAAAUGGAGAUCUACCGUCCUCAAAAAGCACGUUAUGACGAUAUCACGAGGUAUCAUAGCGAUGAUUACAUCAUGUUUCUGCGAAGCAUCCGACCAGAAAACAUGCCCGAAUACGCCAAACAGAUGCAGAGAUUUAACGUGGGUGAAGACUGUCCCGUAUUUGAUGGUUUGUACGAAUUCUGCACAAUUUCCGCUGGAGGAUCGAUUGCCGCUGCGAUGAAGUUAAAUCGGCGUCAUACGGAUAUCGCGAUCAAUUGGGCUGGCGGUUUGCAUCACGCGAAGAAAUGUGAAGCCUCUGGAUUUUGCUACGUGAAUGACAUCGUCUUGGCUAUUCUAGAACUGCUGAAGUUCCAUCAGCGGGUUCUCUAUGUCGAUGUAGACUGUCACCACGGUGAUGGUGUCGAAGAAGCGUUUUACACAACCGACCGAGUAAUGACUUUGUCAUUUCAUAAAUAUGGUGAAUACUUUCCGGGAACAGGCGACUUGAAGGACAUUGGCGCUGGUCAUGGCAAGUUUUAUGCUGUUAACUUUCCGCUUCGCGACGGAAUUGACGAUGAUUCGUAUCAGUCAAUAUUUCAGCCGAUAGUAACAAAAGUUAUGGAAAGUUUCCAGCCUAGUGCCAUCGUGAUGCAGUGUGGAGCUGAUUCAUUAACUGGCGACAGGCUGGGUUGCCUUAAUUUGACCGUAAAAGGUCAUGGCCGAUGUGUGGAUUUUAUCAAGAGACAAAACAUGCCACUGUUGCUUCUUGGCGGUGGUGGGUAUACUGUCCGUAACGUCGCUCGAUGCUGGACUUAUGAAACUUCUGUUGCCAUUGACGCCGACAUUCCAAACGCUAUUCCGGAGGACGCCAUUAAAGAUCUAGAUGACGAAGAUGAAGAAAAAGUCAACCCUGAUCAGCGAUUACCAAGUACGCAAAGUUUGUAUACGUCAGUCUGGUAUUUCCAUGUCACUGUAACGCCACAAGUUAAGUAAUU
This is a messenger RNA of Soboliphyme baturini, 1132 nucleotides long. The record is from the annotation of a GenBank genome assembly. NCBI's taxonomy places the organism in Eukaryota, Metazoa, Nematoda, Enoplea, Dioctophymatida, Soboliphymatidae.